CUUAAAUCUCAGCAUGUCGAACACCGAAGCCAAGCACCACGAAGAGGAGGAGGCUCCCACCGGCGAGGACGAGGACACCGGAGCUCAGGUAGCUCCGAUUGUGAGACUCGAAGAGAUCGCCAUCUCCAAUGGCGAAGAAAAUAAAGAUGCUAUUCUCGAUCUUAAAUCCAAGCUAUAUCAAUUCGAUAAAGAGGGGAAUCAAUGGAAGGAGCGAGGUGUUGGAACAGUGAAGUUCCUGAAGCACAAGGAAACUGGAAAGGUUCGCCUUCUCAUGAGGCAAUCUAAGACGCUCAAGAUCUACGCCAAUCAUUUGAUUCUACCUUUGAUGAGUGUACAAGAGCACUCUGGGAACGAGAAAUUAUGUGUUUGGCAUGCCAGAGACUUCGCCGAUGGUGAAUUGAAAUAUGAGAGGGAAGGGUAAGAAGAAGGGGAUGAGAGGGAUGAGAGGGAAG
This is a messenger RNA of Arachis duranensis, 452 nucleotides long. Its product is annotated as ran-binding protein 1 homolog a-like. The transcript has a single exon. The coding region runs from base 14 to 421 and encodes 135 amino acids. The record is from RefSeq and is a predicted model, not a curated record. Gene Ontology annotation, molecular function: GTPase activator activity. Lineage: Eukaryota; Viridiplantae; Streptophyta; Magnoliopsida; Fabales; Fabaceae. Gene Ontology annotation, biological process: nucleocytoplasmic transport. Gene Ontology annotation, cellular component: nuclear pore; cytoplasm.